CGUGCCGCCUCGCCACGAGACACUCAUUCCGGCUGCGCGCGUGUGCCCCGCCUCCUCCGCGGCGGCCCCGCCUCCGCCACGUGACGAGCAGAGGGCUUCUGCUUCCUCUUACUGGCGUAGUUCCGCGUCUCAGCACUCGCCGGUCCCGGUUGUCUUUGCGUGCCUGAGUCACGUGCUUGGGGGAAGCGGGAAGGCAGCGUUCUUCUUUCCUAGCCCCCCCCAUCCGCCAUGUUUUCAGGCCCGGUCAGCCUUGGUCUGUCCCCGUAAGGAAAUGGCCGGGGAGUUUCAGGAAACCCAGGCGCCGUUGCCUCAGCGGAGCCCGGGCUGACGAGGCAGGGCAGCGGGUUAAACCGGAGCAGUUCCGCGCGGGGUGGGAAGGCCAUGGCGUCCGGCAGUAACUGGCUGUCUGGCGUGAAUGUCGUGCUGGUGAUGGCCUACGGGAGCCUGGUGUUUGUACUGCUAUUUAUUUUUGUGAAGAGGCAAAUCAUGCGCUUUGCAAUGAAAUCCCGAAGGGGACCUCAUGUCCCUGUGGGACACAAUGCCCCCAAGGACUUAAAAGAGGAGAUUGAUAUCCGACUGUCCAAGGUUCAGGAUAUCAAGUAUGAACCUCAGCUUCUCGCAGAUGAUGAUGCAAGGCUGCUACAGCUGGAAACCCAGGGAAAUCAAAAUUGCUACAACUACCUAUACAGGAUGAAAGCUCUGGAUGCUAUCCGUGCCUCUGAGAUCCCAUUUCAUGCUGAAGGCCGGCAUCCCCAUUCCUUAAUGGGCAAGAAUUUCCGCUCCUACCUGCUAGAUCUUCGAAACACUAGUACUCCUUUCAAGGGUGUGCGCAAGGCCCUCAUUGAUACCCUGCUGGAUGGCUAUGAGACAGCCCGCUAUGGGACAGGGGUCUUUGGCCUGAGUGAGUACCUGCGCUAUCAGGAGGCCCUGAGUGAGCUGGCCACAGCGGUCAAAGCACGAAGUGGGAGCUCUCAGCGACAACACCAGUCAGCAGCCAAAGACCUAACCCAGUCUCCUGAAGUCUCCCCAACAACCAUCCAGGUGACAUACCUCCCCUCCAGUCAGAAGAGUAAACGUGCCAAGCACUUCCUCGAAUUGAAGAGCUUUAAGGACAACUAUAACACACUGGAGAGUACUCUGUGACGGAGCUGAAGGCCUCUCACUGUUGAAGGAGCCACACAGACUGCAGUGUGCUUGCCGGGUGGCCUCACUCAGGUCAUCUGGGUCAGCCCAGCUCUGGAUCAGCUGAAGCCCUGGUUGUGUUCAGAGCUCUUAAGAUUUCAUGCCUAGAGGAUCAUUCUCCCACCCGUUCUUAUGGCCAGUUUCAGAACAUCAGUUAAGACUUUAUUUUCCCUUGGUAUCACUUUUCUCUGGAGUUGAAUUAGAUGUUUUUCUCAAUAUUUCUGUCAAAGCUUCCUUAAAAAUCCUCACUUGGUUUUUUGAUCAUGGUUCAUCUGUCAUUUUCGAGACUAUAAAUUAUCCCAAGGGUGACCAGGCUUGGUGUCUUGUCUUCUGUACACAGCUGAAUGGGAGCCUUUUGGUUUGAAACAUGUAAGAGUUGAUUGGUGGAAAUGGUAUACAGAAUGCUGGGGAAAUUGGUGGAGGCCAUGAGUGCUACCUAGAACAACUUACCCUGGUUGCUCCACUUAAACCAGGAUGUUAACGGGAACAUUAACACAACUUCUCUAACAUGCGAGGAUCUGCCUUCCACUUUCAUUGUAUACUGUCAUGAGUAAACUGAAAAAGGAAUGUUUUAACAUCUGAUAUAAUCCCAUCACUCCUUAUUUGUGGGAUACUGUGAAGGAAUAGACCAAUAUCUUGAUCUGACUUUAUAAACCAUUUAGUGAACAAUUAAAAAAUAAAGCAUAUGAUUCAUUCCUC
Capra hircus (goat) is the source of this 1881-nucleotide messenger RNA. RefSeq names its product chromosome 3 C1orf43 homolog (gene LTAP1). Gene Ontology annotation, biological process: phagocytosis. Lineage: Eukaryota; Metazoa; Chordata; Mammalia; Artiodactyla; Bovidae. The record is from RefSeq and is a predicted model, not a curated record. Bases 382 to 1143 code for a protein of 253 amino acids. The transcript has 7 exons.